Penicillium angulare is the source of this 582-nucleotide messenger RNA. RefSeq lists its product as uncharacterized. Lineage: Eukaryota; Fungi; Ascomycota; Eurotiomycetes; Eurotiales; Aspergillaceae. The transcript has a single exon. The coding region runs from base 1 to 582 and encodes 193 amino acids. The record is from RefSeq and is a predicted model, not a curated record.
AUGCAGUACAAACUUAUCACCACUGCCGCCAUCGUCGCAACGGCCUUGGCUGCCCCAAGCCCAGCCAACACCGAGUCCGACUCCGAUGUCUACAAUCUUGAUACUUCAGACUAUAACUCUCUUUUACUCGACUACUUGAACCCACCCACCUCUAUCCGCUCCGUUCUAGCGACCGCCAUUCCUUCAUCCUUUUACAUGGACAUGAUGGACCCAGCAUCGAGCUCCUCGAUCCUGAGCGACAUCAACGCUGGCAAUUUCCCAGCUUGGUACAGCUCACUGCCCAACAACGUCAAGGCCUGGGCUACCACGGCGUUUGAGGAUGAUGUUGCCACUGCCUCACCCACUCUCUCCAGUGAGAUUCUAGCUACUGCAUCUGAUUCUGCUGCUGCCAGCACCUCUUCUGUCGUAGUUACUAGUGGAACUGGCUCGGCUGCCGCUACUAGCUCCACUGCCACUACCGGCUCUACUUCAGCCGAGGCUACUUCUUCCCAGUCUACUGCCGGUGCUCCUCGCUCUACUGGAGGUGUUGCGGUCGGUGUUGCUGGCGCUGUUGGUGUUCUGGCCCUGGCCAUUGGCCUGUGA